Molecule: messenger RNA, 881 nt
Organism: Solanum pennellii
Lineage: Eukaryota; Viridiplantae; Streptophyta; Magnoliopsida; Solanales; Solanaceae
Product: CASP-like protein PIMP1
Exons: 3
Coding region: 97-603 (168 amino acids)
Source: RefSeq, a predicted model, not a curated record
CCUUCCUUUUGUAAUCAAAUUUUUUUAAUUACUUUCUUAUUGUUAUAAUUAUAAUUUAUAUUCGAUAAGAAUUUUUAUAGUUCACCAAAAAGUGAAAUGGCACCACCACCAUUACCAUCAACAACUAUUGUUCCACCGUUUGUUAGCCUUAUUGUGAGGGUUGCUACGUUAAUUUUCUUGUUGAUUUCACUCAUCGUGAUCGCCACCAAUACUCAUACUACGAGUCUCAAUUUUAUUAAUAUCAAAACAAAGUCUACCGACUUUUAUGCAUACAGAUAUUUGAUUUCUAGUGUGGUUAUUGGAAUGGCAUAUACUCUUCUCCAAACUGCAUUUUCAAUUUUCUUUGUGACCACUGGAAAUAGACUAGGUGGUGAGGGUCUCUGUCUAUUUGACUUCUAUGGUGACAAGUUUAUUUCCUACUUUCUUGCUACUGGAGCAGCAGCAAGUUUUGGUAUGACAGAAGAAUUGAGGAGACUUACAAACAGUGAUAUGGAUAAAUUUCUCAACACUUCAAAUGCUGCAGCCAGUCUUUGUCUUUUUGGAUUCUUUUUUUCUGCUGCUUCAUCUAUUUUUUCAUCAUAUAAUCUUCCAAAAAAAGCUUGAUAUAAAAAUAAAAAUAUAAAAAAAAUAGUUUUUUUUUAAAGUGGGUUGAUAUAAUUGAGAGAUUAUUUCAAGAUUCAUUUGUAAUAUAUUUGGUUCAAGUCAUAUAGUGUUGGGUUGUAAUUUUGUAUUUAAGUUGUAUCUAUAUCGUUAAGUAAUUUUUGUUUUGAGAAUUGUGUUGUUAUUAUUAAUUUCUUGUGUAAUUUUUGUUUUGAGAAUUUGUGUUGUAUUUGGUGUUUUCAUGUAUAUUGUCAUUCUAGUAAUUUGUAUUUUGCAAAGUG